This is a messenger RNA of Venturia canescens, 4408 nucleotides long. RefSeq names its product Krueppel-like factor 6. The transcript has 6 exons. The record is from RefSeq and is a predicted model, not a curated record. Gene Ontology annotation, molecular function: DNA-binding transcription factor activity, RNA polymerase II-specific; RNA polymerase II cis-regulatory region sequence-specific DNA binding. Gene Ontology annotation, biological process: regulation of transcription by RNA polymerase II. Bases 2112 to 3251 code for a protein of 379 amino acids. Lineage: Eukaryota; Metazoa; Arthropoda; Insecta; Hymenoptera; Ichneumonidae.
UCGGCGCUCGCGCGGGAGAGUUUGCGUGCGAUCGCUGUCGCCGGUAUACACAUUUCGCGUAUACACCACCGUGAUUAAUUAGCGAAUAUUGUUAAUCUAUAUUUCGGUAAUAACGAAACCGAAUAUCAGGAGCCAUACGCGCGCGGGAGGGAGAGAUUGAGCGGAGGAGGGAGCGAACACGAGAGAGACAGGGUAGAGGAUUUCCGGUGUUUUGAGGUGAUCGGGAAAUAUAUCUAUACGUUACAUUCGUGCUCGCGAUAAAACUCGAAAAAACAUAAAAACCGUGUCUAUUGGGGAUUGUGCGAAAAAUAUUUGUGUUGGAAGGCUCGUCGUUCUUCGAAUUUCGCGUGUAAUCGCAGUGUCGAAUUCAAGUGCGUGAUAAACUGAAUUUUAAAAAACACGUCAGAUUCCAAGAAUACUCUUCGUCUUAAUAUGCCGCUGUAGUAGAUUUGUGAAAGGAGUUGAAAAAUUGAUGAUUUCUUUAAAAUGAAGAUCUGAAGGCGAAACUAUUGCAAGUUGGGCGAUAGAGGGGGGGAUUGCCAGUUUCGUGAAACGGUGCCGGUAGUCUGCUGCUGGCUGCUGCAUCGGACAGUCUCGCGAGAACCGGCGAAUUCCCAAAACUAUAAACAUAGCUAUAUACACACACACACACAUGUAUAUCCUGAUGCAUAUAUCGGAGCUAAACCGUUAAGCUUUACGGAGUGAUAUACACAACACAACACACAUUUCGGGAGGCCGGCGUGCGCUGCGUAACAUUCCCCCCCACUCGAGCGCGUCUGACUCUUCGAAAAAGUAAUCGUUGAGAAGGGAAUACGAAAAUAUAAAUAUUUUCGAUGUGUUUGCAGAAUAUUGGGAACGUCAAUCGGUUUGAGUGGUGAAAAUCGAGGUGAAAAUAUAAAUACGAAUUUUUCGAAUUCCACAAACGGCGGCGUAACGAAGAGUUGUUUUGUUUCGUCCUCCAGAGCUCGUAUCGCGAGACGCUAGCGACCUCAAAUUCCGAGAAGUCACUGCAACCCCAAGAGGAUAAAUAAAAUCGAAAGAGGAACGCAACACACGUGACAUUUCCGGGGUAAAUCAAUAUAAUUUCGCUCAAAAUUUACGAUUAUUCUUGGUGAUUCUUUACGGGAUUUUCGUUUGAAUUGUCACUGAAGAAAUUUCAACGUAAACACAUACACACACAUACGAGAAAAGGAAAAAAAUUUUCGUACGAUGAAUAAUACCGCGUUGUGUCGCGGCGUGCUCGGAUUACGAAAACGUCAGUCAAGAGAGACAGAGCGUCGUGCAGUCAGUGGCAUUUCUGGCGUCGUACCGGCGUGCACGUUGUGAUUCUCGUUCCUCGAAUUAACGGGAAAAGAAGAAAAAAAAAACGAAUAAAUCUAAUACUCGGAUUCGAGUAAUGCAACGAAAUUAAACGACGGAAUUUUUUCGAACCUGCAAACUUCCGACGCGCAAUUUCCAGCUGAAAUUUUCCAAUCGUUUGAUCGUGUAAAACCUCGAAAAAAAAGCGAGAGCGAGCGACAAGAUAAAUAAAAGCUAGCGAACAAGUGAAUUUUCGAAUCGUGUUGGUGAAGUGGGCACAAAUAAUAGCCACGUCGAUGAAAUUUUCGUGGUGUACUACGGGAGAGGAUAAAGCAAAAAGAUCGCAAGUGCAAAUUUGAGUGAAAAUAAAUAAUAAAAGUAAAAAUUUCGAUUGUGCUUCGUUCGUGGAUUAGGAAAAUCGAUUUUUUCUAAACGAUUUGUUGUUUGUUGUUUGUUUCUUCGCGUAAAUACGUCUUUAAGUGUUUAAUUAUAAUAAUCAUAUUACAAAGUGAGUGCUGAAUUCGUCGUUGAUUUCAAAGAUAAAUCAAAACGAGUAAAACGCGAGUGUAUAAAAAGCAGGAGAAAACGUAUUUCGACAUACGUUUUUAUUCCAUAUAUUUGUACCAAAUGUGCACGUAUACCUAUAAAUCGUAAACGAUACCCUUUUUUUUGACGUCCGUGUUGUUUUCGUGAUAUCUCGUGCUCAGUUGAUUGUUUUUCUCUCUCUCUCUCUCUGUUUUCCCCUUUUUUUAUUCAUAUUUGUUUUGAUAUAUUUUUUCCUGUCGUAAAACGUGUUGCUAAAAAACAUAACCAUGGAUAUCCUGCCGAGUGGAAACAUAUUUCGGGAAUUGCAGGACAUACACGAUACCGGAUAUUUUUCGGCUCAACCGUCACUCGAGGAUCAUUGGCAACAGACAUGCUACGAAAUGGAGAGGUACCUGAAGGACGAACCGAAGCUGCAAUCGUACAAAAAGUUGCCCACGGAACUGGACACUGCGCCUUGGAAUCUCUUCCGGGCGCCACCGAUAUCCUGGACGGCAACGACCUGCACAACAACCACACAGUAUGAACCUCAAAUCAAAAUGGAGGUCACAUCGUCACCAGAUGACAGAGACCCUCUGUGCCUGGACGACAUGAAAUUCAGUCCGGGUGAGCACAAUCACAACGGACGGGAUAGGGAUUUACUGGAUCGUCAUCUCGAUUCGUUAUCAAUGUCCUCGGCGAGUUCGGCGUGUUCUGCCCUGUCCUGGGACAGUUCGCCAACCCUGUCGUGCAGAGCUCUCAUUUUGAAAAAAGAGCCGAGCGAGGACCUCGAAGAAGACGAGGAGCAUGAGGAGAUCGAGGAAGAAGACGACAGCGGUUGCGAGGGCGAAGGCCAAAUCCUAACUCCACCGUCCAGUCCUGAAUCGGGACAGGGUCAUUCCAACUCGAGUCAUUCGUCGAGCGGGAGCUCGAUGCUCGACGUUCACAAUCUCAAUCUUCACGGGACGGGGGGCAGAAGUGCAAUCGUCAGGGUUACAGCGAGUAACGGCCAGGGUGUCGCCAGGCUGAUCUCAGUAACGACGAACGGCUUUCCGACGGUAACGGGCACGCAACACAGUCACGCGGGUACGCCGACAACGGUCGCGUCGACGAUGGGGAGCAGGCAUCACGCGAGAAGUCACGAGCACAGUCCGCAGGACACAAAACGUAGGAUACACAAGUGUCAGUUUCCAGGUUGCAAAAAAGUCUACACGAAAAGUUCUCACCUGAAGGCCCAUCAGAGAACGCACACGGGCGAGAAACCAUACAAAUGCAGCUGGGAAGGUUGCGAAUGGCGAUUCGCACGUUCGGACGAAUUGACGCGUCAUUAUCGCAAGCACACCGGAGCAAAACCGUUCAAAUGCCGGCACUGCGAUCGGUGCUUUUCGCGCAGCGAUCAUCUCGCUCUCCACAUGAAGAGACACGUCUAAUCGUAAUUUCCAAAAAACACAACACACAGAAGAUAAAUACUUGAAAUAAAUCACCGAAAUGAGUUGGAUAGUUGAAAAUCGAUGGAAAAGCCGAGGAAAGAAGAUGGACGGAUUUGUUUGAUUGAGCUGCUGGGAAAAAUGCUCGACUCGUUAACAACCGAAAUAAAAAGGAAAAAAAUGCAAAACGUCACUCGUCUUUGUCGUCCUGACUAAAACUAGUUUUUCUCUAGUCGCUAACGCGACGAGAGUAGCAUCGGAUGAUCGAGAAUAAACCAAAAAAUCUCACGCAGGACGAACGACGAUAAAAAAAAAUAGCUACGAGAGCCAAAACCAAACGCAUCGAUCUCAGAAGCGACAAUUGCGAAGAGAAAACACACAAAAAUAGGUUUCAGCUCGGCCGAGAUUCUCACGAGCGUUUACACACAUUCGAGAAAAUUAAAACGAAAACCGAAUAAACGAAAAACGUAAAAUCACUGCCAAUUAAUUACGUUGAAAUCUGCGUCUUCGUCUUGGGAUGAGUCCAGUGCGAGAAGAAGCGAGUGGAAAGUAUAGUAAAAAAAAAAUAAAAUUAAAAACGGUAGCGUACGUUUUCACGAGUGAAUCUUAGGAAAGUAGAGAAAAAAAGAUGAAAAAAACGUGAAUAAGAGGAACGCAAAUGAUUGGGAAUUAGAAAAAUUUUGUUGAAAGUUUUGCGAUUUGUUGGAUUAUACGAAUUUACAACGUGCGAUCGUGGGAGCAGAGUGCGUAUUUGUUUGAAAUAAUCGUGACGAGAGUUUUCAAAAUCGAGUUGAAAAGUUGUCCGAUUCACUUUCGUUCUAUUGCUCCAUGGCGUACUUCGUAAAUUUCCGUUAGUUGGGAAAAGAAGAUAGAACAAAAAAACGCGAUUUGAUUAUGAAAAAGAUUUAGUAGGCAAAUUUUUUGGAGUAACGUUGAUUAGGGAUAAUUGUGUUGGUAAAGUCGAUUCGAGAGUUUAAGGCUUUAGAUAUGAAAGUGUUGGUCAGAACGAAAGCAAGCGAGGUAGAGAAAACGAGAAAGAGACGAAAUGGUAAAAGCUGACAAUCCGAAAGGAUUGUCUAAAAAAUAAAAAUUUGAAAGGGACGAAACGCUGCGGGGCCAGUAAACGUAAAUAAAAAAAUGAAAAAAAAAAAAAAAAAAAA